CGUCAACUGUAUAGGGCGAGAUGUGUAUUAAAAUUAGUGUGAAAAAUAGUAUCAUUAUGUUAAAAUUUUAUAUUUUUCACAUUAAAUUUUAAAAUGGCUUAUAAUUGUCCUAAUGUCUACUUAUUUCCCUAAGUCGUUGAAAAAUAAAGCCAAGAGCACAUUUUUGUUAUCCAGAACUUCAGUUUUUCCACCUAGUAGAAGACCUGAAAGAUGGCUUUACGACUCUCUCAAAACGCACCCGAGUUUGAACAGGGGCUACCCUGUUUUUGAUACCAUAUUUGACACACUUAACCAGAAGGCAAGUGGUUUAAGGCGUUAUAGGCCUAAGGAGGAGAAGAUUCCAGUUAAAAAGGACUAUGACUUGACUGAUCAACAUGAGAUGAACCACAGGUUCAGAUUUGAGCUCAAUGGCGUUUUCAACGAAAAGAAGUUUGAAACUGAGUUGCAGUCUUACUGUAAUCAAUUGUUUCUAGUUGGUUGGAUCAAGUGCAGGAAAAACUUUGCAAUUGGUCACCUUCAGGGUAAUGUUAUCGCAACUACUCAGAUGAAGCGCUGGAUGGAUAUUAAUGGCUCUGACAACGCUAAAUUUAACCGUGUUUUCUUCCACGAUGAGAAUUACGCUAUUCCAAAACUUGAUUACAGUCACCUGACUGUUGUUAAGGACUAUAGGAAACCCUUAAAAAAGAUGCAGCACGAGCGUAAUCUUGCGCUCAAGAAACUCUCAAUUCUCUCAUCCUUAUAAUAUUCUCUAAUGUGUGUACUAUCCUUAA
Messenger RNA from Theileria parva strain Muguga, 770 nucleotides. RefSeq lists its product as uncharacterized. The coding region runs from base 113 to 742 and encodes 209 amino acids. The record is from RefSeq and is a predicted model, not a curated record. Lineage: Eukaryota; Apicomplexa; Aconoidasida; Piroplasmida; Theileriidae. The transcript has 4 exons.